UGUCAAUACAGUCAAACGUGAUGCACACGAAGACGGUUAUACUUUUCACUACAUUCUUUUCACCACAUUGUACUUUGAAUUAAUUAAAGUUGAUCAAAUAUUUUAUAGAUCAGGUUUGCAGAUACGUGCGCGACUGGUAUGAAGUAUAAUUUGGGAACAUUUGCACCUCGCUCUUCAGUCUUAAAGUGACCCUAUUUAAGACAUUGAACCAGAUUUGAUUCGAUUUCUACGUGUAUUUUGUGCCUGUUUUAUAGUAUGUUUUAACCACGAUUGUAUGAACACAAUUUGUUUUAAAAGAUAUAGUUAAUGUGUGGUCGCUACAUCAGGUAGUACCGUACAUGUUACUAAUAAUAUCUAUUGUGCCAGAUAUUUCUCUGUCUAAACAGUUGAAGUUAAAUAAGUUUGAUCAAUGAAUGGAACAUUUACAACAUUUAUAAAAACUUAGAUAUUUGCGCUUCGUAUUGUACAAAGGAGGAGACAAAUACUCAUUUUUAAAAAAAAAUUAAAAUUUUUAUUUUAAAGUAUAUUUCAAAUUGUUAAUUUUACACGUUGUGGUAUCAUGAAUAGAAGAUGUUGUUGCAUUUAAAAACAUAAAUCGACUGCUGUGCAAGGUCGAGCGGUGUAACUUAAUUCAUAUUUCUAUGGGAUCUCUAUGAAGUCAGCCAAAAAGAAAAAAAACAAGAGAGUUUGCUUCCUGUGUCAACGUCAGAAUCAUAACGCGGGCAGCUACACGCGUACAGCAACCCUGUCACCGGUCAACGUGUUGGAUGCGUGUAGCGGAAGGUCAUUUCUAAAUAAGUCCGAAUCAACCUAGAAUGACGUCACCAAAACUUAUCGCCCUGUGGAUAACUCGAAGGGUUGGCUGGAAGACGGUGUCCGGGCUCCUCUGUGUCGCCGUCAUGACGGUUUUCGUGGUGGACAACACACAGACUGUCCACCAAAAGAUUCAACGAUCGGCGUUCUUUGAGGCUUACAUGAGGGUAAAUGAUAAACAAGGGAUGCCAUAAGAUGACGGUACACAACAGUGCUACCCUGACACUGGGACGUGCAUAACAUUGCUACCCUGACACUAAGAUGUGCAUAACGGUGCUACCCCCGACACUGAAACGUGCACAAUAGUGCUACUCCGACACUGUGACGUACACAACAGUGCUACCCUGACACUGAGUCGUGCACAACAGUGCUACCCCGACACUGAGACGUGCACAACAGUGCUACCCCCGACACUGAAACGUGCAUAACAGUGCUACCCCCGACACUGAGACGUGCACAACAGUGCUACCCCGACACUGAGACACACACAAAAGAGCUACUCUGACGCAGAGACCAUAUACCUGCCUUUAUGAUAUGAUGUAUCUUACCUUUUUUUCAGAAAUAAUACUCAGACUGUAUAACGUCAGAGUCCAUGUGUCUGGCUCCAAAUAUUUGGCUCCAUUCGCAUGGCCUUAAAAUAAAACCUGCAGCUUUAGUUGUGUAGUACACAAAGUUUUAAACUAAAAAAACCACCAAAAACACUCGCUACCAGCUCUAAGGGACUCAGUUAUUUUUCAUUGUGAAUUUGGGCCUUGCUCCGCAAAUGAUGAGGCGUGAAGCCGAGUCAAACCAGUGAGAAGCUUGUCUUUGACCAACUCUUUCAACAUAACUCACAUAGAGGAGUGGUCCGCCACAGUGAGAAGCUUGUCUUUGACCAACUCUUUCAACAUAACUCACAUAGAGGAGUGGUUCACCACAGUGAGAAGCUUGUCUUUGACCAACUCUUUAAACAUAACUCACAUAGAGGAGUGGUUCACCACAGUGAGAAGCUUGUCUUUGACCAACUCUUUCAACAUAACUCACAUAGAGGAGUGGUUCACCACAGUGAGAAGCUUGUCUUUGACCAACUCUUUCAACAUAACUCACAUAGAGGAGUGGUUCACCACAGUGAGAAGCUUAUCUUUGACCAACUAUUUAAACAUAACUCACAUAGAGGAGUGGUUCGCCACAGUGAGAAGCUUGUCUUUGACCAACUCUUUCAACAUAACUCACAUAGAGGAGUGGUUCACCACAGUGAGAAGCUUAUCUUUGACCAACUAUUUAAACAUAACUCACAUAGAGUAGUGGUUCGCCACUGGCUGCAGUCAGGGCUAUCUAUCAUCAGUCAACUAAAUGCGUCUUUUUAAAAAAUAGUUUAUAUUAACUCCGCUUUAAGUGUGUUUAGGUUUUUUAAAAAAAUCCUCGGACGGCUAACUGACCCACUUCCCGUAUGUCUAUCGAGCUGAAACCUGGCUCAUAGACUCGUUGCCCACGGCAACGCAUUCUAUCAAAUUUUCAGCUCCACUCCCCAGCCCUCAAACAUCAGUUUCUCAGGGGGAAAUAUGAAGGACAUGGGAUGACACUGAUUGAACGAAAUAAACUUCUCGAUAACUUUGCGAAAUGAGUCUUUAACAAACAAACGUUGCAAGUGCGUUUAGUGUGAAAUAGUUUCGUUUGUUUUUGUAACAUAGUUGGUGAGAUAAAUCUGCGGUGUAAAAGUGGGUGGGACAUGAAUAUAUUCAUAUAAAAUAACAAUGCAGAUUGAUACGGUGAACUUUGUUUUAAAGGGCUGUUUAAUUUCCACCGCACUGCGGGCCUACCAGAAAAGUUGUACAGAAAUUUCACGGCUUGAAGUCGGAUCUGUCAUUAUUCUUAAAUGCUCAUUGAGAAAAACACCCAUUCCCUACAGUUGCUGGCACAGCAGAGCAGUCCGAAAGGUUGCAGAGCCAAUCACAGCUUCCGGGAAGCCGAUAUGCUGCUGCAGCUGUACAACAACAUAUCGCUCGGGCGGGUCAAGAGGAUCUCGAUUCCAGAGCUCUAUCAUCUCGGCGACGCCCAGAACUACACACAAUUCCUGAACACGUUAAUCAGCAAAAGAAAACGAGGACCUCUCCUCCAAGGAUAUCUCAAUAACACGGGGUGAGUGACGACAGCUGAUUUACGCAUGGCAUUUCGAAACGCUUAAUUUGAUGUCACUAUUUAUUGUGAUUUAGUUUGCUCGAUAUUACAUUUUGUAAAGGAUUUACGGCUGGAAAAAACUUUGUUUUUUUAGGGGUCGCAUUAGUUCAAAAUGUGUUCUUGUUGUCGACAGGAACGCAUAUUUUGCCCCAAAUACAAACAAAUUAAAUUAUGUUUUGUAAACAAAGACAGACGCUCUAAAGAUUUUUAUUUGAACGUCUUCACAGGGGUUCCACGUGGGACAGGUUCUACAAAAGCAUCAGCCAGUAUCACCUGUACCACCCUUAUGAGAACAACGUUAUCAACGAUUUAUUGAAGGACGUUAGCACUAGGCCAAUUGUUUCUUCAGGUCGGUAGCGCUCGAUAAAAUUCAACCAGAUUUUUUAAACUCUUUUAAAAAAAAUUUUUUAUGCAGGUACAACAUUCAGAGGGCUGAACUGAAUCCCCAACCUGGGCCUUGUGCCCCCCCCCCGCACCCUGGGACUUGCGUCGACACACUGGGCCUGGUGUCCCCACCCUGGGCCUGAGUAAAAUUAUAGCAACAAGCAGUAUUGGUUGAUCAGAGAUACGUCAAUAACCUAAAGCUUACUUUCUCCGGUUCCUUUUUUCUUCUCCUAACACCCAACGAUACAAUGAAUCCCCCCCCCCCAAAACUUGAGAGCCGUUACAGGCAUGCGACUAAAAAGCGUGGGACGCCCAUGAAGUACAAUGAUGUCAUAUUACUUUUGUGUGGGUUGCUCUGUCCUUUUGUUGGUCUGUGAGCGGUCAAUCCUUACCUCUCUAUGUCGACUCACUUCCUCAUCUCCCACUGAGCUGAAACAAGAACAUUGGAUUCGUGGGCGCCAGCGCGCCCAACAAUUAUAUAUAUAUGUGUGUGUGUAUUUAUAUUUACUGAAGAAGUAAGUUUACAAACAUAUAGCCCAUUCAAUUAUCUUACAUUAGAUACCUCAUUUUGUCUCAUAAACCCAAAAGUAAUAUUUUAAAUAUUUUUUUUUAAUGCAAUUCUCUCACUUCUGGUACUCGGGUGCGAAUAGCCACUUCGUUAAAAUAAAUCUAGGGCGAACGUCUGGUGAGAAACGCAGUGUGAACGUUUUUAAAUUCUCAUUGUAUCAUCUUUGAUCAUCAUUGAUAAUCUUUUAUCCUCUUUGAUCAGCUUUCAAGGGAGGUGGCAGCCAGUUUAAGAUGCUGCUGACAUUUGAUAAUGGAGCUCGUGGCCUUUUCAAACCAAUGAGGUGGGUGUGGACUCAUAAUACUUAUGAGACUUGGUCUCAGCGUGAAAAUUAAGAGCAUAGUUCUCAGCAUGUGACCAUGUAUAUGGAAGGUAACUCUUCCUUGUAUUGUACAUCGACCAUUAAGCAAGGCUUAAUGUUCCUGCAAAUAAUUUUGUGUGUGGAUGUGUGUCAGUCCAUGUUAAAAAUGUGUCUGUUUGUCUGAUAAGAUUCAUAGCUAUGCAUCUUGCUGUGACAAGAUAAGAUUCAUAUCUAUACAUGUUUCUGUGACAAGAUAAGAUUCAUUUCUAUGCAUGUUUCUGUGAUAAGAUAAGAUUCAUAUCUAUGCAUAUUUCUGUGACAAGAUAAGAUUCAUAUCUAUACAUGUUUCUGUGACAAGAUAAGAUUCAUUUCUAUGCAUGUUUCUGUGAUAAGAUAAGAUUCAUAUCUAUGCAUAUUUCUGUGACAAGAUAAGAUUCAUAUAUAUGCAUGUUUCCGUGACAAGAUAAGAUUCAUAGCUAUGCAUCUUGCUGUGACAAGAUAAGAUUCAUAUCUAUACAUGUUUCUGUGACAAGAUAAGAUUCAUAUCUAUACAUGUUUCUGUGACAAGAUAAGAUUCAUUUCUAUGCAUGUUUCUGUGAUAAGAUAAGAUUCAUAUCUAUGCAUAUUUCUGUGACAAGAUAAGAUUCAUAUCUAUGCAUGUUUCUGUGACAAGAUACGAUUCAUAUCUAUGCAUGUUUCUGUGACAAGAUAAGAUUCAUAUCUAUGGAUGUUUCUGUGACAAGAUAAGAUUCAUAUCUAUGGAUGUUUCUGUGACAAGAUAAGAUUCAUAUCCAUGCAUGUUUCUGUGACAAGAUACGAUUCAUAUCUAUGCAUGUUUCUGUGACAAGAUAAGAUUCAUAUCUAUGAAUGUUUCUGUGACAAGAUAAGAUUCAUAUCUAUGGAUGUUUCUGUGACAAGAUAAGAUUCAUAUCUAUGGAUGUUUCUGUGACAAGAUAAGAUUCAUAUCCAUGCAUGUUUCUGUGACAAGAUACGAUUCAUAUCUAUGAAUGUUUCUGUGACAAGAUAAGAUUUAUAUCUAUGGAUGUUUCUGUGACAAGAUAAGAUUCAUAUCUAUGCAUGUUUCUGUGACAAGAUAAGAUUCAUAUCUAUGCAUGUUUCUGUGACAAGAUAAGAUUCAUAUCUAUGCAUGUUUCUGUGACAAGAUAAGAUUCAUAUCUAUGCAUAUUUCGGUGACAAGAUAAGAUUCAUAUCGAUGCGUGUUUCUGUUACAAGUUUCAUAUCUAUGCAUCUUUCUGCGUUCCGGCUCAUUAUCACUUAUAUAUAUUUUGCUUGUGGUGUGACUGCUUCACAAAAUGCUAUCGUCAAUGUUUGGCGAGCUAUAACUAGUUAUGAAUGUUCCUUUGUCCAGGUUCUAUAUUCUGAAUGUUUCUUUGUCUAGGUUCUAUUAAUGAACGUUUCUUUGUCGAAGUUCUAUAUUCUGAAUGUUUCUUUGUCCAGGUUCUAUAUCAUGAAUGUUUCUUUGUACAGGUUCUAUAUUAUCAAUAUUUCUUUGUCCAGGUUCUAAAUCAUGAAUGUUUCGUUGUCCGCGUUCUAUAUCAUGAAUGUUUCUUUGUCCAGGUUCUAUAUCAUCAAUGUUUCUUUGUCAAGGUUCUAUAUCAUCAAUGUUUCUUUGUCCAGGUUCUAAAUCAUGAAUGUUUCGUUGUCCGCGUUCUAUAUCAUGAAUGUUUCUUUGUCCAGGUUCUAUAUCAUCAAUGUUUCUUUGUCCAGGUUCUAUAUCAUCAAUGUUUCUUUGUCCAGGUUCUAAAUCAUGAAUGUUUCGUUGUCCGCGUUCUAUAUCAUGAAUGUUUCUUUGUCCAGGUUCUAUAUCAUCAAUGUUUCUUUGUCAAGGUUCUAUAUCAUGAAUGUUUCUUUGUCCAGGAUCUAUAUUCUGAAUAUUUCUUUGUCCAGGUUCUAUAUUCUGAAUAUUUCUUUGUCCAGGUACCCGAGGGGAGUGGACACCUUCCUGAACUACUUUUACUUCGAUGACUUUGAGCGUCACACAGCUGAGAUAGCAGGCUAUCAUCUGGACAAGUGCGUAACUGUCGCCAGAUUUAGACAUAAGCAAUUCACAGAAUAAUGUUAAACCAACAAUCUAAUUUAUUCUUUUUGCUAACAUUAUAUUCACCAAAUGGCUUGUGAAUAAUUUACAUUGAAGUACACUCAACCCAGUUUAAUAGCAAGUGGGGAAAAUAAAAAGUGGUGGGGAAUGAUUUGGGGGCUAAUAGCAGGGAUUGUUAUCUUGAAUUGUAAAAAAAAAAAAAAACAAGAAAAAAAAUUGUCCUAUUUUUUGUAUGAUUGUAAUAGGGUACACUGUGAUCGUGCCUGCAGAAUUUAAACUGUCCCUAUUAUUAUUAGGUCUAAUUAUAUCUUAACCAGUUGUUUACCAAAAUGAGAUGAGUCUGUGCCUGUAUUGUCACCGUAGGCUCCCGCGGUGGAAAGUUAAACUGGCUCAAUCAUUGUAGAGUCACCUGUUCAUUUUUUUAUAUACAUUUCUUUUUACAGAUUGUUGGAAUGGUGUAUAAUUGCCUACGAUACUAACCAACUUUCUGCUUUACACAAAAAUGUUAAAUGUUAUCAGAGACAUUUUUAAGAUUCCAGAUUCCUUUGGUUACACGUGUAUGACAUUUUCUGUCAUAGAUUCGAAUGUUUAAAAAAAAAAUUAAACAAACCAAAGAAGAUAUACUCUUAUAAAGCUCUUGUUGGUCAAUGUCUAAUAGUUGUGUGUUGUGAUAAUAUGUGUAGUUUUUUCAAUGUAUAGGAUUGUUAAAACUUGUUUAAAGUUACCACCAAGCAAGGAGAAGUUUAGCGUUAAUGGCGUAAAAAAAAAGGGGGGGGGGCGGUACAAUAUUCUUUAAAAUAGUAAAACAAAGAGGAAUACAAUAAUUUGAAGACAAAGCAGUUAAGUUUAUGCUUUCUUAAGAGCUUCUCUCUCUCUCUCUCUCUCUAUCUUUAAUAUUGCUUUCUCUCUGUUCAUCUCUCUCUCUCUCUCUCUCUCUCUCUCUCUCUCUCUCUCUCUCUCUCUCUAUCUAUCUUUAAUAUUGCUUUCUCUCUGUUCAUCUCUCUCUCUCUCUCUCGAACUAUUGAACCUUCUCUCUCACCCCUACCUCUUGCUCCCUCCAACUCUCGCUCUCUUUAUCUAUCUCCCUCUCUCCCCCCUCUCGCUCUCCCUCUCUCUCUCCCUCCCUCUCUCUCUCUCUCUCUCUCUCGCUCUCUCCGUCUCUCCCUCUCCCUCUCUCUCUCCCUCUUCUCCCUCUCUCCCUUUCUCCCUAUCUCCCUCUCUCCCUCUCUCCCUCUUCCCCAUUUCAAAUUUUGCAUUUUGUUAUAGUUUUAAAAUAAAUAAAUUAAGCUUUGAUUUUUUUCAAGGGUUCUAGGGUUUCACAGGGCUCCCCCUACCGUUGGCAGGGUAGUGAACAUGACCUUGGAUGUGCUCAUGCAUGGCACCUCUGAGGUGAAAAAUAAAACGUAUGUCUCGCCAGGUAAGUUAAUCUUUUUUAGACCAAAAAAAAAUUAUAGGUCAAUAUCACAUGCAGGGCGGAAUCAACACAUGCGCGUUAAGCAAAUUCAUUCAUGUUUAUUAAAAUGAUCACACGACGGGACGUUCAACGUUCACCUUAACGUCUUAAAGACACAUUUUAAUUUAUUUAGCUAUAAGAAAUUGUUGUGAAUCUAAUGAUACGAAAUUAUAAAUCGGAUAUUUUAAGUAUUUAAAAAAAAAAAAAGCUUUAAGAAAAACAAUGAUGCCACUGAAGCAGUGGAUGCAAUGCGAGUCAAUCUAUUCAGACACUACAGAAGUUACCGUAACCCCAGCAGAAAGACGUGCAUGUAUUUUAUCGUAGUUCAACACAACUCAUUGAAUGCAUGGGCUCUACAACUGUCUAAUCCGAGACGAGAGCCUUUGUGCUUUGUGUGCAAUGAUUGCCGCAUGCUGCACUGUGGUGGUACCUUCAGAAGUUAAAUAUACCCUAUUAUUAAUAGUAUCUUAGUCUGUUAUUUACCAAAUGGUUGGGGGGGGGGGGGGUUAUAUCACCUUAACAAACUGGCUCUAUCACCACGACAAACUGGCCCUAUCACCAUGACAAACUGGCUCUGUCACCAUAACAAGCUGGCGCUAUCAGUAAUAUCACCACAACAAACUGGCUCUAUCACCAUAAUAAACUGGCUCUAUCACCAUAACAAACUGGCUUUAUCACCACAACAAACUUGCUCUAUCACCACAACAAACUGGCUCUAUCGCCAUGACAAACUGGCUCUAUCACCAUGACAAACUGGCUCUAUCACCAUGACAAACUGGCUCUAUCACCAUGACAAACUGGCUCUAUCACCAUGAAAAAAUGGCUCUAUCACCACAACAAACUGGCUCUAUCACCAUGACAAACUGGCUCUAUCACCACAACAAACUGGCUCUAUCACCACAUCGUAAACCUGUCAUUUCCCCAGAUGGGAACCUUUGUGUGCACAAUCACUGCAGGCUUCACUGUGAUCACAUCUGUGGAAGUCCCGAACUUUUAGAAGGUUCGGUGUCUGUCUUCUUGCCCAACGAAACACUCAGUCCAAGAUCUCUAAACACUCGCCAUCCUUACAGUCCAAUAUGGAGGAGAACGAUCAAGGUAUCGACCGACUCGCCAGAAUUGUGUAUUAUCACUUUAGCAGUCUAUAGACCUUUGAACUUUGUUGUUGUUGUAAUUGUUGCCAUUAAUGACAUGCUAUAGCAUUUUUAUUUGUUAAUGGCUCAUACGUAUUUUCUAAAGAUUCUUGUCCUACAAUGGUUAGGUUCAACAUUCGACAUAACGUGGUCAAUAUAUUUGUUGUGUGUUAAAUCUAAAUAAUUCAGCCCUGUUGAGAUAUUUAAUCACAAUACUACAGUUUAAUACAACAGUUUUGUACUACAGUUUUGCAUUGCUUUGUCCACUUUAGGCCGAAUGGGAAAGUGACCCCACCUACUGUGAGCGUCGUCUCAAAAAUAACAAAAAUAACACUGAAUACACAAGUGGGCGACUGCUGCUGGAUAUUAUCGACAUGGCCAUUCUCGAUUUUUUUACAGGUCAGGAUUUAACUACCGGGGAGUUAAGAGAGGCGUCAGAGGGUUAGGGGGCUGAUGGGGACGGACUUUAGUUUACAAGGGAUCAUCGGCAGAAAAUGGUAUCAUCGUUAGCUACGAAUAAUGCCGGAUUAAAUGCCCCGGGGACCCCCGAAUUUCCCAACACUGAUACGAAAUACGACACUUAAAAUAGGGCAUGAACUAUUAUACAAUUCCUCAGGAUAAGUCUCUCGAUUUUUUUUUGUGACAGCCACUUUAAUUGCGAUAUAUAUAUCAUUGUUUGGAACUCAACGAGAAACCCACAAAACAGAUGAUGAAAUUAUAUGCGUCCACAUUGCACGAAGGUCAAGUUAUGCGCAGUAAUUUACUCUUCCUCAGAGAACAAGCACUUUCAUGCAAGCUCUUCCAUAACACAGGCUCUUCCAAAACAUAAGCUCUUCCAAAACACAAACUCUUCCAAAACACAAGCUCUUUCAAAACACAAACUCUUCCAAAACACAAGCUCUUUCAAAACUCAAACUCUUCCAAAACACAAACUCUUUCAAAACACAAGCUCUUCCAAAACACAAGCUCUUUCAAAACACAAACUCUUUCAAAACACAAACUCUUCCAAAACACAAACUCUUCCAAAACACAAGCUCUUCCAAAACACAAACUCUUUCAAAACACAAACUCUUUCAAAACACAAACUCUUUCAAAACACAAACUCUUUCAAAACACAAACUCUUCCAAAGCACAAGCUCUUCCAAAACACAAACUCUUCCAAAACACAAGCUCUUCCAAAACACAAACUCUUCCAAAACACAAGCUCUUCCAAAACACAAGCUCUUCCAAAACACAAGCUCUUUCAAAACACAAACUCUUCCAAAACACAAACUCUUUCAAAACACAAACUCUUCCAAAACACAAACUCUUCCAAAACACAAGCUCUUCCAAAACACAAGCUCUUCCAAAACACAAGCUCUUUCAAAACACAAACUCUUCCAAAACACAAACUCUUCCAAAACACAAGCUCCGAUUUACGGAUUUGUCCAACAGAUGCGACACGCCUGUAAACUGUCUGCCGAGCUAUGAAAGUGCAAAAACUCGGUCCCAUAAACAGAAUGAGAUAUCUCAGUAUGCCAGUCAACUAGUUUACUAUGAUUUUUAAUUACAUAUCAAAUAUUUAAAAAAAAUGCACAGUCUUUAUACCGACAAACACGCAUGGACAUUGUAUUUAUUUAGGUAACAUGGAAAGACAUUGUAUUUAUUUAGGUAACAUGGAAAGACAUUGUAUUUAUUUAGGUAACAUGGAAAGACAUUGUAUUUAUUUAGGUAACAUGGAAAGACAUUGUAUUUAUUUAGGUAACAUGGAAAGACAUUGUAUUUAUUUAGGUAACAUGGACAUACAUUGUAUUUAUUUAGGUAACAUGGAAAGACAUUGUAUUUAUUUAGGUAACAUGGACAGACAUUGUAUUUAUUUAGGUAACAUGGAAAGACAUUGUAUUUAUUUAGGUAACAUGGAAAGACAUUGUAUUUAUUUAGGUAACAUGGAAAGACAUUGUAUUUAUUUAGGUAACAUGGAAAGACAUUGUAUUUAUUUAGGUAACAUGGACAUACAUUGUAUUUAUUUAGGUAACAUGGAAAGACAUUGUAUUUAUUUAGGUAACAUGGACAUACAUUGUAUUUAUUUAGGUAACAUGGAAAGACAUUGUAUUUAUUUAGGUAACAUGGAAAGACAUUGUAUUUAUUUAGGUAACAUGAAAAGACAUUGUAUUUAUUUAGGUAACAUGGACAUACAUUGUAUUUAUUUAGGUAACAUGGAAAGACAUUGUAUUUAUUUAGGUAACAUGGACAGACAUUUCUAUGAGAGGUUCACAGAGUUCGGAGCUGAUACCUUUCUUAUACACUACGACAACGGCAAAGGGUACGUACUGCAACCAUCUCGAACAAUUUACAACGACCAAAGUUGUAAAAUGAUAUUCAUGGUCCGGUCUUUGUCCGAAAACUAACACCAGCAAAAUAACUUAGAGAAAUGACCAUAACGUGUACGGUAGAUAUGUCGAAGAAUGUGGUCAGUUUUGGAGUGUACCGUGUUUUGAAAAAUAAAGCUUCUCUCUGGUCUUCCUGAAGAGAACGUACGCAUCGGUGACUUUCGUGGUUAUACUGCAAGUAGAUGUAUCGAUGUGAUAGAAACAAGUAGAGUUGAGUCUGAAAUGAGCUGAUUAGCAAGAGUUAGCAAAAUAAAUAUCAUGAUCACAAUGUCCUUAUGAUAAUUUAAUUAUGAUAACGUCAUUCUGACAAUGUCGUUAUGGUAGUGUCAUUAUAAAAAUGUAACCUUGACAAUGGAGUUAGUUGCAGCAAAGUCUUUAUGACAAUGCAAUGAUAACAAUGUCAUUAUGAAAAUGUCAUUAUGUCGAUGCCAUUUUAACAACGUCAUUCCAACAAUGUUGAUCUUGGACAGGUUUGGCAGAGCCAAAGAUGACUGCAUGACGUGUCUGGCUCCGGUGCAACAAUGCUGCAUGAUCCGAUUGUCCACUUUGGCGAAACUCGUCAAACUGUAUCAGGGACCGGACAGUCUCGGCCAGGUGCUCAGAGACUCAAUGACCUCUGACCCCUUGUCGCCGAUCCUUUUGGACCAUCACCUGGACGCCCUGGAUAGACGGGUUGGGAUUGUGCUGAAGACCAUCCACAGGUGCAUCAAGGGGAAAACUUCAUGGAGCUCUGUAGUUAUAGACGAUGGUUAUAUGUAAAUUAUAUCAACUCAAACGGGGCGCUGUAGUUAAAUUAUAUAAAAAAAAUAUAUUUAUGUGUACAUUUUAAAGAGCAAUUCAAACGCAUGUCUUUAGUUAGAUACACUGUCUUGCCGCUAGUUUUUUGUAUAGAUGACAAAUUUUUUAGUCUAAAAAAAAUAUUUUGUCUUGUCG
This is a messenger RNA of Lymnaea stagnalis (great pond snail), 12164 nucleotides long. The record is from the annotation of a GenBank genome assembly. Lineage: Eukaryota; Metazoa; Mollusca; Gastropoda; Lymnaeidae.